This is a messenger RNA of Schistosoma mattheei, 258 nucleotides long. NCBI's taxonomy places the organism in Eukaryota, Metazoa, Platyhelminthes, Trematoda, Strigeidida, Schistosomatidae. The record is from the annotation of a GenBank genome assembly.
AUGAUGAUUCACUUAAUUCAAUGUGUAUUCAUAUCUAUUACAGGUAGCUAUAGCGGUGCUAAAUACUACAUAGAUCCUAAAACUGGUUAUACAGUUUUUACUGAAAUUGAACAUUUAACUCGUGGUUAUUGUUGUCAUUCAAAAUGCCGCCAUUGUCCUUAUCACCAUAGCAAUAACUCGAAUAAUCUACCUAAGGAUAAAAAUAAUAAUUCAUAUUCAAUGUUCAAUGAAUCGAUUAUCAAUACUUGUAUUAAUUAA